Apus apus (common swift) is the source of this 11958-nucleotide messenger RNA. It is a transcript of the gene SPG11, whose product is annotated as SPG11 vesicle trafficking associated, spatacsin. Gene Ontology annotation, biological process: synaptic vesicle transport; axon extension; axo-dendritic transport. The transcript has 39 exons. Bases 1 to 7212 code for a protein of 2403 amino acids. The record is from RefSeq and is a predicted model, not a curated record. Gene Ontology annotation, cellular component: dendrite; cytoplasm; synapse. NCBI's taxonomy places the organism in Eukaryota, Metazoa, Chordata, Aves, Apodiformes, Apodidae.
AUGAAACGUGUUCUAGUUCUGGGGAGGGGGGUGUGGAGGCAGCAUCUUUCCUGCAGAUUAUUAAAAUCACACUGUCCAUCACUAACACACUUCCAGAGCUGUUCAUUGUAUGCAAUGUGGAAAGAGAGUAAAGUCAAUAAACAUUCUGAAUGUUGUAUCUUCAGCUUCAUGUGGGAGAAUACAGAAGAUUAUGACCUGCAAGCAGACAAGACAAAAAUACUGGCUCUUAGUAAAAGUAAUGAACUGUUUGUCUAUGAAUUCACUAUAGAAGAUGGAAAAUACAACCCAGUGCCCCUGCACAGUUGUAAGGAAGAGACACUUAAAAAGCUCCUUGAAGUUAAAAACAUUAGUCUGCCCUCCAUCUUCUCUGUGAGGAUACUGUCCUUUGGAAGCAGCAGAUGCACCCUGCUGCUCAAUAAGGCUGUCGUGGUGCAUCUCACCUUCCCUGGAAGGGACUCCCCCGUGGAGAUGUGUGGCUGCUGCCCCCUUGAUCUGCCCCCCCAGGCCCUGGGGGGACUCUCAGACACGCGCUUCUGCCGCGGGAUCCUGUUCCUUCUGGACAGUUCAGGCUGGAUCUAUGUGUUUGACUGUUCUGAUGGUGCAAACCUGGCAAAUGUCCGGGUGGCUCCGUGCCAGGGGGGGCACAGUCCAGCCACCAGGGCACCACUCACUGCCCUGAACGUGUCACAGGAUCUCAGCCAUGCUGUGGUCACCAGCUCCUCCAACCAGGCCCUCUCUGUGGAUCUCAACGCCUACUUCAGACAGUUCCCUGAGCAUUUGCUCUGUAAGAGAGACUCUGAAAAUCUCCCAGUGGAGCCUCCAGAAGGGCUGGAUGAGGAUGGCCUGGCCAGUUCUGAGCGCAGCAUGGAGCUGCUGGCACUGCCCUUCCGCGUGGACAGGUCCUGGAAGGCACACUUAGCCUCACUGCGUGAUACAGUCAGGAGAAGAAGACCAGGCUCUGCUGCAGAGUUGGUGAAUGACUUGCAUUUACCUUGGUAUCAGUUUUUUACCCAUCUUCAAGAUCAUGAUCCUGAAAUCUAUGAAAACUCUGAGAAGAUCUUGGCUUUUGUUCCACGGGCUGGGACCUGGGCCCCUCCCAGGCCAGCACAAUGCGAUGGGAAGGACCUCAGCAGUGCAGGGCAGCACUGGAAACCAAUCGCCCCAGAAACAGCACAAGAAGUGGUGAAGCUGGAGUGUAAACUGGUAACAAGAGCUAAAGCCCUGUUUGUGGUAGUGACAAGUGACAGGGCAUUGACUCUGGCUCUCUGGGAUCUGGAGUCUCAGGAUGUCACCUAUUACCCCUUUGGCAAAACCAGUGUUUAUGUGGAGUGCAGCGAGGAGGUGCCGUUGUGUCUGCUGCUGACAGAGCGUGGUCUCUCCUUAGUUCUGUUUGGUGUAACUCAAGAAGAGUUUUUGAACAGACUGAUGAUGUAUGGCAGUGCAGGAGUCGUGGAUUCCCUGUGUCACCUCAACGGAUGGGAAAGGUGUUCAAUCCCACUACAUGCACUAGAGGCAGGUUUGGAGAAUCGCCAGCUGGACACGGUGGACUUAUUUUUGAAAAGCAAAGAAAGCCUUUUCAGUCUGUCUGCACCUGAACAGGCCACUGAUGGCAUAUCCCAGUCUUACCUGAAAAAUCUGGAAGAGCUGAGGCCAGCUCUAAACCUGCUGUGCUCAGCGAUCAAAGAGAAUGAUAUGGAGCCUCAGAGCAAACACUUUUCUGAGCAGCUGCUGAACCUCACCUUGACUUUCCUCACCAAGCAACUUGAAGACAUUUUUGUGCACGCAGAGGAACCUGAUGAAUUCCUGAGGAAGGGGGCAGAUAUUUUAACUGAUUACAUCAUUAAACUUAGACAGUUCAUGAGAAGAUACCCUGGAACACAAGUGAGUGCAGCAGACACAGGAAGGGAUCUUGCUGAAGAGCUGCCUGCAUUAGAGGAAAGCCAAAUGUGGGAAAAGCUGACACCAGAGGAAGUCAUUGCUGAGGCCAUCUUGAGCAACAAGAUGCCAGAAGCCCAGAUCUUCUUCCGAAUGCAUCAGCAUCCUGCUGAAAGUCUUCAGGAAUUCAUUCAGACAGGUCUGCAGCUGGUCUACGACCGUCUGCUGCAGGACAACACCAGAGAGGCCUCAGAACUCUUAAGAAAUAUGGGCUUUGAUGUGAAGGAGGAAUUCCAUAGGAUCUGUUUCUACACAGCUGAUAAACGGGUUCGGGAGUUGCUGGUGAAAGUUUUACAAGAAGAAAACUAUUUUUCUGAAAAAGAGAAGAAAAUUGUAGAACUUGUGCAUCAGGUUGAAAGGUUUUACUCGGAAUCCUUCAAAGAAAAUGAAGAGAUUCAACCUCUUUCCAGGAACUGGAGAGAGGGAGAAGACUUCUCCAGACAUCAAGCUGUCCUAGGCUCCUUGCUGAGUCAUGGUCAAUGUCAGGCUCGCAGCAGGAGAGUCCGAGUGAUGCUUAACUGGGCUGAGUGGUGGGAUGAGCUUAUUCAGGAGAUGAUUCUCCUCCCCAGGAGGCCACGCCAAGAACUCAAGACCUGUAAUCCUGAGGUACUUUGGAUGCACUUGACAGCCCAGCAUGAUUGGCUCAGUAUUUCUUCAUGGAUUGAGGAAUCUGGGCCCAACCAGCCUUUGUGUGGAGGAGCUGACUGGCCCCCUCUUACUCCAGACAUUAUUGACCAGAAGAUGUUAUGCAGCAGCUACAUGAGGAAUGACAUAUUAAACAAGCUGGCGAGAAAUGGGAUUUUUGUCCCUUCUGAAGUGGAAGAUUUUGAACUUAUGCUCCAAAGACUGUCUUGUGUUGGGGGAGUACUGCAGGAUCCUCACCCUGUCCCCAGAUACAGUUCUGCAAGUGGCUUGGACUUCCACACUCGCUUUGUCCUUCACUGUCUGCAGCAUAAUUUGCAGUAUCUGUUGUACACUUACUUAGACUAUUACAGUUUAACACCUUCAAACUGUCCUGUUCUGGAUGACAAGGGACUGCAUGAAGCACACCCCUGGUUUGAGUUCCUGGUGCAGUGUCGAGGGGUUGCCGGUAGCCCCCAAGAUCCGAAGAUGAUUUUCCAGGCGAGCCUAGCAAAUGCUCAGAUCCUGAUCCCCAGUAACCAGGCCAGUGUGAGCAGCAUGCUGCUGGAGGGACACACACUGCUGGCACUUGCUACCACCAUGUAUGCCCCUGGAGGUGUUGACCAGGUUCUUCAGAAUGAAGAUGUAGAAAAACCUCUAAAGAAGGUUGAUCCGCAGCUGUUAAAAGUGGCAUUGACCCCUUACCCCAAACUCAGAGCUGCUCUCUUUCCCUCCUCUACUUCUCACGGGGUUCUGCCACCCGACAUCUCUCUUUACCAUCUUGUCCAGUCAUUAGUGCCCUUUGAUCCCACUAAAUUAUUUGGCUGGCAGUCAACAAAUACUCUGGCUCUAUCAGAUGCAUCAAGUGACUUCCCCCACUUCUCAUCCCCUGACCUGGUGAACAAAUACGCAGUCACGGAGCGGCUGGACUUCCUGUACUACCUGCACCACGGACGCCCCUCGUUUGCUUUUGGUACAUUCUUGGUCCAGCAGUUACUGAAGAGCAAAUCCCCCAAACAGCUGAUCCAGCAGGCAGGCAGGGAAGCCUACGUGUUGGCUCUGUCCUCCUUCGCAGCGCGCGCGGUGGGCGCAGCCUGUGUCUGCUUCCUGGAGCUGCUGGGUCUGGACAGCCUCAAACUCAGAGUAGAUAUCAAAGUUGCAAACAUCAUUUUCAGUUACAGAACCAGAAGGGAAGAAUCUCAGCACAAUCAAAUACGAGAAUCUUUGGUUGACAAAUUAACAAAAUUGGCUGAUGGUGAAAAAGCAGCAGCAGCAGAAAUUCUUACCUCUCUAGAAGAAGCCUUUUGGGAUGGAGUUGAGCAUCAAGGAAUAAAGAAGACAUCCAGUGACUGCAGAAGACAGUGGUCUUUGGUAAUGCAGUUCUGUAAACUUCAUAAUAUCAGACUGAGCACCUCUUACCUAAGGGAAUGUGCCAAAUCCAAUGACUGGCUGCAGUUCAUCAUCCAAACCCAGCUACACAGCUUCCAGCCAGAUGAGGUCAUGUCUAUCCUUCAGGAUUUCACUCCUGUUUUACAAGAUCACUUGAUGCUGGCGUUGGAGAAGUUGCCAUGUUUCUGUCCUGGUGCAGAGGGUCCUGCCAGCAGUGCUGCCAGCGUGGCCAGUAGCAGAUCCACAGGCAGUCUCUUUCAAAUCCUUCUGCAGUGUCAGGGGAACCCCAGCCCUUCAUCUUACCUGUUGACUGAAGGUCUGAGAGAGCAUGCACCCAUCCUGAGUGUUUUAGCAGCAUGUUUCCAAGAUGCAAACAUAAUUUGUUGUCUCUGUGUUUGGAUUAUUACUACUGUGGAUGAAGUUACCAGAGCUGAAGCAACAAACCAUAUUCAAAGCUCAGCAGAAAAUCACAAAUGGGAUCUUCAUGACCUGUCAGUUCUCUGGAAAGUCUUUUUAAGAAAGCAGAAGAGUAAAACACUUCUAAAUGGCUUCCAGCUUUUCUUAAAGGAUUCCCCUUUGCUGUAUAUACUGGAGAUGUAUGAACUCUGUAUGAACUGCAAAAAUUACAAUGAAGCUAAAACAAAACUGGACAAGUUUCAGGACAGUCUGACAAAACUUAAAAUGGAAGAUGAACCAGCAGCUUCAGAUGUUCCUGUGCCAUGGUUGGAAUCCCAGGCUUUGUUUGUCCUUGAGUUGAUGCUGCAGCAAUGUGGGACUGACUACGAAUUAGGAAAGCUCCUGCAGCUCUUUGCUGCAGCAGAGACUCUGCUACUGGAUGGCCCUUAUGUGAAGAAACUCUGUGCCCUGAGCGAGAGCCUGAAGGAUUCCUCCAUAGCAAUCAGCCGCUCCAUCCUAACCAGUCACAGUGUGGAGACAUUCCAGGGGGAGUGCAGAUCCAUCCUGGAGCAGCUGCAAGAGAAGGGAAUGUUCUCCCUGGCUCGGGAUGUGGCAGCACUAGCUGAACUGCCCGUGGACAACGUAGUUACCCAAGAGGUGCUGAGAGAUCUGCAUCGUUUGAGAGACAAUGGACAGUGGCACCAGAAGCAGACACGGGUUGAGUUCUGGAAGAAAUGCCAUGACAGCUUCGUGAAAAAUGCCAUCUCCAGCAAAGCUGCGUCUGAUUUUUUUUAUAACCAGGCAAACUCAGUGUUUGAGUCUCCAGCUCACGAGAAGAUAAACAGCAUUAUGGAGAGACAUCUGUUGCUCACCCUGGCUGGCCACUGGCUGGCCAAGAGUGCUGGGGUGUCACCACAGAGCUUGGAAGAGCUGGAGCAGCAGAUCUGGGGUUGCCGCAUCGCACGACAGACGCUCUCCACGGAUGAGGGGUCCGGCAGGUCCGGGUCUUUCUCUCAUGUUGCAGUCAACAGGGAUCUUACCUUUGAUAACCUAGCUAAGGAGUUUUCUUUUGCAAAGCUACCUGCUCUGAACACACCCAAGUACUUAAAACCAGAGGGUCUUGCAUUCAGAGAGUCCCAGCAGACCUUGACUCCUGAGGAGGAGGAAGCCCUCAAGUUCCUGAUUGGGUGCCUUCUGGAUGAAGGCAGCGUGCAUGAGGCCAGCCGUGUGUGCCAGUACUUCCAUGUCUACAGCAGAGAUGUCUCCCUGGUGUUGCACUGCAGAGCUCUGGCCUCGGGGGAGGCUGCUCCUGACAGGCUGCCCCCAGACAUCCAGGCCCUCCUUGCAGCAGGAGCGAAGGCGUCCGCAGGCGGCUCCGCUCAGCCCGGUGGGAUCCCGGGCACAUCAAGCUUAGAAGACUGGACACACCUCGUGGCUCCAUCUCUAGAUGAUCAGGUGGUCGCCAGUCUCAAGGCUCUCACAGAUGAGUGUGUCCAUGGAAGAAACUACUGCAGACAGGUUCUCUCUUUAUAUGAACUUUCUAAGGAACUGAACUGCUCCUACAGUGAGAUGUCAGCCCAGCACCCGGAGCGAGUCCUCCGGGCGAUCCUGACGUCCCAGCAGCCGGAGCGAUGCAGGAAGGCUCAGGCCUUCAUCAGCACACAGGGGCUGCAGCCUGGGGCUGUGGCAGAGCUGGUGGCUGAGGAGAUCCUGCAGGAGCUGCUGGCAUCUUCAGAAGGGAAAGGACAGAAACAUGUUUUGAACCCUGCAGCUGAGAGCCAGGUGUUCCUGCAGCUUGCUAAGCUGUGCCAGGAUCCUACACUGGUUGGGAUGAAGUUACUGGAUAAAAUUGCCUCUGUACCACGUGGGGAGCUGGCCUGCAUUACAGAACUGCUGAUCUUGGCCCAUAGUUGCUUUACUCUGACUUGCCACAUGGAAGGGAUCACGAGAGUCCUGCAGGCAGCACGGCUCCUCACGGAUCAACACUUGGCACCUAAUGAAGAGUAUGGGCUUGUGGUUCGUCUCCUCACUGGGAUUGGCAGAUACAAUGAGAUGACCUACAUCUUCGAGCUGCUGCACCAGAAACACUACUUUGAGGUGCUCAUGAGAAAGAAAUUAGACCCAAGCGGGACGCUGAAGACGGCCCUGCUGGACUAUACCCAGCGGUGCCGCCCCGGGGACAGCGAGAAGCACAACAUGAUCGCCCUCUGCUUCAGCAUGUGCAGGGAGAUCGGGGAGAACCACCAGGCUGCUGCCUGCACCCAGCUGAAACUCAUCGAGAGCCAGCCCUGGGAGGAGUCUCUUCAGGAUGUUGCAAAUUUGAAGAAGCUGCUGAUGAAAGCUCUGACUCUCUUCAUUGAUGCUGCAGAAAGUUACUCCAAGGACUCGUGCGUGCGGCAGUCCCUGCGCUGCCGGCGCCUGACGCGGCUGCUGACGCUGCAGCUGCACUUCCUGAGCACGGGGCAGCGCACGCGGCUCAUCAACCUGAGCCGCCAGAGCCUGAUGGGCUCCAUCCUGGCCUUGCCUCGCUUCUACCAGGCAACAAUUGUGGCUGAGGCUUAUGAGUUUGUUCCAGACUGGGCCGAAGUUCUGUACCAACAAGUGAUCACCAAGGGAGACUUCACUUACUUGGAAGAAUUCAAACAGCAACAACCACUGAAGCCCAGCAUGUUUGAGGAGAUUGCCAAGAAAGUUAAACAGCACCCACCUACUGAGGCUGCUCUGAAAAAUCUGAAGAAACUGCUGAGUUACUGUGAGGAUGUCUACACAUACUACAAGCUGGCUUAUGACAACAAGUUCUACGAUGUGGUGAACACCCUUCUUAAGGAUGCACAGACUGGCUGCUGCCUCAGUGAUCUGCUGUCAAACUAGAAACCCACCCCAUGAAGAGGAGACUGGCUCUGACCAGUACCAGUGCCACAGCUUCCUGCAGGGUUAGUAACCCAGGCUUUAACAGAGUUUUAGCACUUACCUGCUGCCAGGGAGAUGCUGCUGUGUCACAGUUACUCCAGGAAACUGAUGGUGGUUGUAAAUAUUUAAAACACUGAGACUGUGUUAACCUAAAAUUGUGUUUUGUAUAAUAAAUCCUACUGUUUACAAAACACUUGACUAACCAGCAACUGGAGCCUGGCUCAGCUGCUGGUGAACCACAGCAACCCAGCAGUCCUUCAGACCAGGACUGUGGAGGAUGUUUCACCACAGGAAUUGUAGCCAAACCCACGAAAGGCUGAAAGAGAACAUCCAGGACAGUGACAGUGGAAUAAGCUGGAGAAAGUUUCAGAUACAUGCCAGGAUAAUCCAUUCCUUGAUUCCAGUCCCAUUAGUCUGGUUUGGUUUUCUAGCUUAGUGAUAAGUAGUCUUGUACAGCUCUACCCAGCACAGACAAGCUGCUGCUGUCUUGGAGUAUCAGACAAGCUCACACACAAGUCUCUUCUCACCAGCUCCUGCACUCUGACUCCUCUCCAGGCUUGGGCAGCCCUGCGGGGCAGCAGGAGGUGCUGACACCCUGGCAGGAGCAGCCACCUCACUCUGGCAAGUUUACAAGCUCAGGUCUGAUGUACCUGGAGAGAGGGAUGAGGCCUGGACAUGGCUUCAGCCUGGAUUCUAAGUGCUCCCCAAGAUCUGAGCUUCCAGCUCCUCCAGAGCCCUUCCCUGCUGCCAGAGGAGGGUGGGAGGGCUGGAAGCUGCCUGGAGCACACAGCCAACAGCUAAGUGACAUUAAGCAAUACUACUGUCACACUGAACUAUCUCUAAACAUGAUCCUAGCACAACUACAAUUGCCAUAGCAACCCCUUCGGUUAAUUAGCACAGAGAUGCUGCUUUGGGUGUGUGGCUCAGGCUCCUUUUGGUUGCUGAACAGUUUGAUGUUGGCAGCUGCUGUGUAUGGCAAAUACUUACUUGCACAGAACAUACCUGUGCCUUGCAAGGGCAGAGCCAGAUGUGCCCAGGUCAACACACACACACACAAGGUACCAACCCUGGCUCCUAUGAUAAACAGUUUCUACAGGAAGGACUAUCCCUGAGCAGAACCAGCUUUAACACUCCAGUUCUAGUCACACUCAUAAGCCCAAAUCAGUCCGAGCUGCCUGGGUCAAGUCAAAGUGAAACAAUGGCCAACAAGCUGCUGCCUUCAACCUUGAGGUUCCUGGCAUGGCAGGAGAACCUGGAGCUAUCCCAAGAACUAGCAUCCCUGAUACAUUUGGGACCACUGGGACUGAGAAGGAGCUGGAAGAACACCUGCCUUGUGGCAGCACAACCUCCUAUGCCAUCCCUACUGGGAACAAACACCUGAGUAAACGCAGGGCUGCCUGUGGCAAGGGCAGCUGAACAGGCAACUGCUCCCCCUGAUAAGGCCCUAAAAUAUUCCUAAGGUUAGUACGAGCCACCAAGCUCAGCAGCUCCAGCAAAAGAAAAGGUUUUUGUCAUGAAAACACCUGGAUUAUGGCAUCCUAGAAGUAAUGUGUCACCAUCAGCACCUGGAAGAGCCUUAUCCUAAGGAACAGCCAUUCUACAGGGCACACUCCUGCCCCUCUACCACCAGAGCAGAGACCACCCCAGCACACACUGCUCUGCAGCUCAUUCCACUGUAAGACACUAAAAGAACUGGGCCCAGGACAGCUGUAGUGAAGUCCUCAAUAGUGAUUUUUAUUAAAUUAGUUGCUUUAUAAAACAUUGCAGAUGUCAUAAUUGUUAACAUAACAAUUUGCCCAACUGUAGUAACUGCUGUAGUCUGCAAAGCAAGUUUGUUUUCUUGUGUUUGUUUUGUUUUUUAAAUGAAAGAAAAUGGCUGAGUGGUGAAAGAUCAACCACAACCCAUGAGAGACCAAAAGGAAGUCUUGUUUGUUGGUUUUUUUUUACACUUAAACCAGGCAAUUAACUGUUAAAGAAUACCCAACCAUACAGCUGCAUUAGUAGAAAUUUUGGUGAAUGGAAACUAAACUUCAUACUCCAGACACAUCAUUUUUUUUUUUUCCCCCAACUAAGCAACCCUUCCCUGGCCCUGCCUACCUCAGGUGCUGUUGCUCUGGCAGGGCUGUCUCACAUGGUGCAGUCCCAGGUGCAGCACCCCAGGCUGAGGGUGGCAGGUCCCUUCACAAUACACUGAAAAACCUCAAGCUCUAACUUAAGACAAAGCAAAUGUAACAAUAAGUGCACACCAGGCCCCUGCUGCAAACUGCCUCUGUUCAGCACACACUCCAGGAGGUACAGUUAAGGCCAAGUUACUGAACUGUGCUGGUCAUAAUACUUUUUGGUGUUGAAAUUCAUUUCCAAUUUAGUGGCUGUUGCUGCAAAUCAAACAGCAACAGUUUCCACUGUCAGAAUUUUGGGUUGUUUAACUGCAAUUUACAUAGCUUUAAAAUGUCUUCAUUCCAGUCCCCAAGCCCAGGCCAGGAGCCUGGUGCUUUAGCACAGACCUGUCAAGAGUUCAACCACCAGCACAGAGAUACUGCAAUUCUGAUUGUAGCAUUUGGCAGAAUUUAAAGGAAGAAAAGUUGUGCUACAUGUUUAAGGGAUUAUGGGCAACAGAAAGACAACAGAAGGGGAGAUAAAUGUCACAUGAAGUCUUCAAAGUCUUGUACAUACUCUCCAUCGUAUCCUCCAUAAUCAGCCAGGUCAUCUUUCAUCGUAGCCUUUAAACCACCUCCAGGCACAACACCUUUUUUCUUCUUUUUGGCUUUAUUCUGCUUAAAUAGGAAGAGCAGGUUUACUUUAAACCCCACAGCAAUCUGCCACACAGACACUCAGACCUGGGCAGGUUGGUGGCCUCCAGGCCACGGGCAUCAGCCCUUUUAACCCUGAGACAGCAUAAAACAGGGUGAGCACGUGGGACACGUGAAUGAACCGAGGGUUUGCCUGAGAUCUCUGGACUCAACUCCUGGUCACCUCACACACGGAAGAGGAUUUAUAACUCUAACCCAGUCUCUGAGGUUAUAACUUAAUCUCCUGCCACUACCUACAGCAAAACCAGCAGUUCCAGUCUGGGUGAGACCCAUUCCCAUUGUCCAGCUCAGCCCCUCCAGCAGGCACAGCCACUGCUCCACAAGCACGCAGGAGUCUCUUACCUUUUCUUGUUUUUGUUUUUCACUGCAUAGUACUGUCAAAGUAUUUGUGAUCUUUUUCAAAUCAUCAAUUUCCACUGCAUCAGGGAAAGAAGAGAAAAAAUAUUUACCAUCAGUAUUAUUCUUAGAAGACAGUUAAAUAAUCCAACAUCAACAUUCUCUAAAAAUUAAAGCCUGAGUAGUAAUACAGGUAACUACUUGAUUUAAAUCAGCAAAAGACAGACUGGGUCAUUCUUGUCCUUCUAAUCAGUUACCAUUUCAGGUCACCCCUGAUAAGCAGCUGCAGUGUUGUAGAGGGUAAAAUUUGCAAAUUUAAGAGUCAGAGAACACAGAAGCCUCAGUGAGCAGUGAGGAGGCAUCUGAACAGUAAAAUAUGGAUACAGCAAAAUAUAGUAAAAGGUAUCAAAAGGAGCAGUGGAUUAACAAUAAAUUAUUAACAAUAAAAGGUCCCUGAGUUUGAGUCCUUAACUCAAAAAGAUCUGGAAUCCAUUUGCAAUGUAAGUUCCCAGCUCCUGCAGCCACUGUAUUUAUACAGCACUAAACCCUAUCAAGUUUCCACCCCACUGAAGGACAACAUGUCGACAGGACAGAAGAUCUCAGGCAGUGGAUGCACCACGGGCUGCAGCCGACCAGAGCAGUGGGGAAAAAUCAGCCUAAGUUAGUUUUAUCUGUGUAGUUACAUGUUGAAUUCCAGAACUGUUUCUUUUGUGAUCUCCAAAUGAAAUGAACUCAAUUUUAUAACAGUUUCCUUCCAAAUGAGCUACUUAAUUUAUCUGGCUCAGAGAAUUUUUAAAUUAUUAUUAUUAUUACUAACAUGGAUUCAAGGAAAACUUUCAAGAUCAGAUUGGCAUAAAAAGUCACACUUUAAAAGUGACUGUCUUGAACUGAGAUGCCAGGAGAGUAACUCUUGUUCAAGCACAGGAUCUGUAACCAAGCUGAUAGGAAUGGACUCUGAUACUAGCAAGUGCAGCAGGUGGGAGCCUCUUUUGAUAGUAGGAGCCCCACAGAUCAGUCUCAAUUUCACCUUCACUACACCAGCACGUUUUCAACCUCAGCUCAAGUGGUUCUGGCAGCAGGAGCUCUAGGGCAGCUUCCACUGGACUUACAUGAGAUGCAGACGUCCCGGACCAGGGCUUCCAAGAAGCCGGCGUAAUGCAGCGACUUCUCGUACUGGGUGAUCUUCUCUUUGAGCAGUUUGCCAAAUUCCGUGAAGUCGUCUUUGGAAGAGGGAUUCAUGGCAUCUAUUCCACAAGUGUUAUUUACACCUGCAUGGACAGAGGUAUUGCAGACGUUAGCUGUGGUCCCCAAAAGGUGACACCGGAGGCAACAAGUGACCCCGUUCACGUUCGGCUCUUCACCUCUACAGAACCAAAGCUUCACACUCCAGAGCCGAGGUUUGCCCGCCCACCUCCCCCUGGUGUCUGCUGAAAGUUACUGAGCUGUGUGGAAAGGGAUUCUGCUGCAAAGCCCAGGAAUUUGAACCAGCUAUUCCCGUUCUCUGGAGCACCAUGCACUACAUGGAGCCCCUUUCCCCUUAAAUAAAAAAUUCCUGUCUUGA